This is a messenger RNA of Macrosiphum euphorbiae (potato aphid), 270 nucleotides long. Lineage: Eukaryota; Metazoa; Arthropoda; Insecta; Hemiptera; Aphididae. The record is from the annotation of a GenBank genome assembly.
AUGGGCACUUCAACUCUUCUCUCCACCGUUUUAGCCUUAGAGCUGAUGCAACUUGCCAGUGUGGGUUCCCUAAUGGAACAGUGGAGCAUUUUUCGAUGGAAUGCCUGCUUGCGAACCAGGAGAAAAAAAAUUCAAACUCACAGUGCUAGUGGCUGGUGUGGAAUGGUCCUGAGAGUUAGAGUUCAUGACAAGAACCGAGGUCAUUUUCAAGUGCUAAGUGUAUUUUCUCACAAUACACUUAGGUGGGCUGAUGAAGGGUUACCUUGUUAG